AUGCCAGGCACAGCGUACGAUCCGCGGGAGUCGUCUGUGCGAGACAGGGACCGAGACAGGCACAGGCGGAGAGACGCCAGAGACCGAGAGAGGGACCGCAGCCAGAGCGAGGACGAAGACACGGAGGAUGAAUCGACGGCGGAUGAGAGAGAGAAGGAAAAGGACCGCGAGCGCGAGAGGGAGCGUGAGAGAGACAGGGACCGCGUUAGGCAGCGUCGUCAUCGCGGCAGCUAUCUGUCCCGCGACAACGCGCCGCCACCGCCGCAGCAGCCAGAAUCGCCGCCCAGCCGCCGUAUAAGCUUGACGGAACGCCUCAAAGGGACAUUUUUACGCAGAAACUCCGUGAAUGCGGACAACGGGCCGCACUCGCCCACCGCGCGACGCGGUUCUUCGAACGCGGCCGGCGCGGCAGCGGGCGGGCUAUCCGCCAACAAAGCAUCGCCCAUCCUGCGCAUCCGCGAGUGGCUAGACACGUGCAACAGCCAGCACGGGCGGCACUGUAGCGGCGAUAUCAACUCGCCUUCAGUACCGAACACGUUUCACCCGCAGUUUCUCAUUAACGCUGCCGAAAAGCGGCUGGUGCGGGCCCAGCCCGACGACCGGUACAUCGCGUUGAGCUACGUCUGGGGCCCAGGCGUGCGUGCCGCCGGCGCCGGCGGGCUGGAUGCGCCGGCGCAGCUGAUCAAGUCGAAUCUGGACGAGUGGCUCAUCGCGCUGCCCGAGCACAACGUGCCGCAAACGAUUGCGGACGCUAUCUGGCUGGCGCGCAAGCUUGGGCUGCGCCACAUCUGGAUCGACCGCAUGUGCAUCAUACAGGACGAUGAGGCCUUCAAGGAGAACCAUAUCCGCCACAUGGCGUACGUCUUCGCCAACGCGUACCUGACCAUCGUCGCGGCGCACAACGACGUCAACACGGGCCUGCUGCCGCUCAACACGCGGCGACCGAGCCGGCCACCUCGCGUGGGUGGUGGCAGCAGCGGCCCGGAUCACAACGAGCUGCUGCUGGCGUCGCGCUGGAACACUCGCGGCUGGACGCUGCAGGAGCUGCUAUACUCACGACGUGCCGUCUUCUUCUUCGAGGAGGCUGUAACGUGGGAGUGCCACUGCGACCUGUGGCAGGGAGCCGCCGGCAGCAGCAGCAACGGCGGCGCGUUUGGCCGCAGUGGCGCGUGGAAGGGCAAGAAGCCCGCGUGCACCAACCGAGUCUCCUCCGCGGCGCUCGGCUUCCAGCACGCGCCGUGGCCCGACAUGGACGAGUACGCGCGCGUGGCGGCCGACUACAGCGCGCGGCGGGUGACGCAGGUCGACGACACGCUGCGGGCGUUUUCGGGCAUCACGACGGCACUGACGAGCGUGUUCAUGGGCGGCUUCGUGUACGGUAUGCCGCUCCUGUUCCUGGACGCGGCGCUGCUGUGGCGCCCGCAGGCGUCGAUCCGGCGGCGCCCGCUGUCGCGCCCGCCGUUCCUGCCCUCGUGGUCCUGGAUGGGCUGGUGGUUCGACGGCGUGCGCGUCGACCUGACCCUGUGGAAGGCGGCGGCCGACUACGUCGAGGCCACGCGGGCCGCGGGCAAGCACGGCCAGCCGGCGCGGAGGUUCCAGGCGCCGAGCGCGUUCCGCAUCAAGCCGACGGUGGUGUGGCACCUGAGCGACCGCGCGACGAGCGUGCCGGUGCCGAACGGCGGUUUCCGGCACAGGGACCUGCGAUCGCGGCGGCACUCGUCGAGCGCGCACGCAGCCGCGGCGGAGCUGCCGCCGGGGUGGUCCCGCCAGGGCGCGCACUUUGUGCACGAUAGCGACGAGGACACCCUCUUCCGGUACCCGGUGCCGAUUGAGGAACUGCCGGAAGACGAGGACGAGUCGUUGCCGCUGCCGCCGCCGGGCGAGCAGGCGUUUCCUGGUCCGCUGCUCGCGUUCCGCACGACAUCGAGCAUCUUUGACGUCGACUUUGCGGUGACGCUGGUGCCGAAGGACGCGGUGAACCCUCCGGUGGCGGUCGGCAGCAUCUGGGGCCGCGGGCGGCGGUGGAUCGGCGAGUUCCGCGCGCACGACGGCUGGCUGGGCAUCCAGUCGUCUAACUACGACGGCGACGAGAAGCUCGAGUUCAUUGCCAUCUCGUCGACGCUGGAGCGCGGCGGGUCGCUCGUUUUCCCGCCGGACCGGUACGCGGAGCACGCGGACUCGAGGGGCUACCUGGAGGUGGUCAACGUCCUGUGGAUCGAGCGCAUUUUGGGCGUGGCGUAUAGAAGGGGCAUUGGGCACGUUUUGCACAAAGCGUGGGAGGCGCAUGCAGUGGACGAGGUUGACAUUUUGCUUGGAUAA
Cordyceps fumosorosea ARSEF 2679 is the source of this 2319-nucleotide messenger RNA. RefSeq names its product Heterokaryon incompatibility. The transcript has a single exon. Lineage: Eukaryota; Fungi; Ascomycota; Sordariomycetes; Hypocreales; Cordycipitaceae. The record is from RefSeq and is a predicted model, not a curated record. The coding region runs from base 1 to 2319 and encodes 772 amino acids.